UCCUUUCCUCUUGAAAGAUUCAACUCUCUCUGUCUCUCUUUCUCACACUAGACCUUACCAAAUUUCUAUCAAUGGCGGAAGCAGGACUGACGAUCUUCGACGGAUCUCACCUCUCAGAUGUCGAUGUUUCACUGCCUUCUCCACCUAUAGACACUCCGAUCACAGGCGCAGAGGUCCUACAGCUGGCUGAAACUAGGGCCUCCCUCUCCCUUCUCGGUUUCGUAUUGCCCGAAACUCUCAAGUCUUCUGCUAUUCGCCGGAUCGGCGUCUCUGAUACCGCCGGAUUCCUCUCUAAGAAGCUCGAUCACACCGAUGCCUGCACAAUUCUUCGAAAUUAUAUUUCCGCCAUUGCCGAUGAACUCAAAGAUGAUCCUAUUGCUGUGACAAUAUUGGACGGCGGAUCUCUCAAUAUGUUCUUGGAAGAUGAAGAUGAUUUCGCAAUGCUAGCAGAGAAUCUUUUCACUGAUUUAGACGUAGAAGAUACAGGAAAAAUCAGUAAGGAUGAGAUACAGAGUGCUCUGGCACAUAUGGGCAUCGAAUCCGGUGUUCCUUCAGUAUCAGAAUAUCCGCAGUUGAAUGAUAUAUUAAAGAAACACGGAGCAGCUGGAAAAGAAGAACUGGGACAAGCACAAUUUGCUCAACUCCUGCAACAUGUGCUGCAGGAACUCGCUGAUAGUCUGGCAAAGAAACCUGUUGUCGUCGUUUUAAGGAGCAUAAAAUUGGCGAAUGGUUCUAAGCUUAGAAAGCUUCUGGCCAAGGAGAGGCUUCUUGAUGAUGCUGUGAAGAAGAUUACUGAGGAAAAUUUCGAAUGCAGUGGUGACCAGUCACGAGCCACACAUAUCAAGUCUUACCUCAAGAACCAUGAGGAUGAUUUCGGUUUACCACCUUCACAACUGCCUGAAAUGACGGCUCUCUUUGAUGAAAUAUUUACUGAGGUAGAGAGUGAGAAUGAUGCAGCUGAAUCAGGCAGAGACAGUUCAGCGGUAUUUCUGAAGAAAAUCCUUGAGAAAAUUGCAGAGAAGCUCGAAGCCAACCCGAUAUUGUAUGAUAUUCAGCUCCCGCAGCUGGGAGAAGCCUGAAUUAUAUACUCUUGCGCUGAAUGCACUUGGUGGGUUUAUCCUAUUUCUUCCUCCCAUUAUGUAUUCAACUUGACAUUGUAUUCUUAAUCCAUGUGAUUUAUAGAAAUAUCCUACCAGUGAUUAUAUUUUGA
Molecule: messenger RNA, 1210 nt
Organism: Salvia hispanica
Lineage: Eukaryota; Viridiplantae; Streptophyta; Magnoliopsida; Lamiales; Lamiaceae
Product: calcium-binding EF hand family protein
Molecular function (GO): calcium ion binding
Source: RefSeq, a predicted model, not a curated record